Miscanthus lutarioriparius is the source of this 741-nucleotide messenger RNA. The record is from the annotation of a GenBank genome assembly. Lineage: Eukaryota; Viridiplantae; Streptophyta; Magnoliopsida; Poales; Poaceae.
AUGUCGUCGGUGCAGCUCUCUGGUGCUGGAGUCGCGGCUGUGGCCUUCACGAACAAGGGCCUAGUCUCUCAGCCUGCAGCGCUCCGGGUCUGCUCGCCGAGGCGCUCGGUCCGUAGCCUGGUCGUGAAGGCUGCCACCGUCGUCACCCCAAAGUACACUUCACUGAAGCCUCUGGGAGAUAGGGUGCUUGUGAAGCUCGGUGCUGCCGAGGAGAAGACAGUUGGUGGCAUCUUGCUUCCAUCUACCGCGCAGACUAAACCGCAAGGAGGUGAGGUUGUUGCUGUUGGAGAGGGAAGGACCAUUGGGGACAAGAAAGUAGCGGUUGAUAUAAAGACUGGAGCACAAGUAGUAUACUCAAAGUAUGCUGGGACUGAGGUCGAAUUCAAUGACUCAAAGCAUCUUAUUCUCAAAGAAGACGAUAUCAUUGGUAUUCUGGAGACAGAUGAUGUGAAGGAUAUGAAGCCUCUCAAUGACCGUGUUCUCAUCAAGGUUGCAGAAGCUGAAGACAAAACUCCUGGGGGUCUUAUCCUCACUGAAACAACUAAAGAGAAGCCAUCCAUCGGAACGGUUGUAGCUGUUGGCCCGGGUCCUCUGGACGAGGAAGGCAAGAGGCAGCCACUGUUAGUGCAUGCGGGCAGCACGGUACUGUACUCCAAGUAUGCAGGGAGCGAGUUCAAGGGCGCUGAUGGCACGGGCUACAUCGUGUUGAGAGCAUCGGAUGUGAUGGCUGUCCUGUCUUGA